AUGCAAGACGAGCUCCAACAGCAAUUGCAAGCGCAGCUACAAGAGUCUCGGAUGGAGAGAGUGCAGCACAAGAAAGAACUCUCUUCACUAGCGGAGUCACUUGUGGCGAAACUACAUACGACAAAAGAACAUGCAGUGGAAGAUAUCGAGAAAGGGAUCGGUAUGCUCAAAGCCUUGAUGGUUACUCCACAACUUGCCGGAGCCCUGUGGCCGGCUAGGGCAUCCCAGCCAAUGGGUGAAGUCGAAAACCACUCUCCGGCAUGCCUUCAGCAAGUGACUGUGAGGAAUCGCGAGCUACAGGGCCUUGCUGAACAACUCAAGCACAAAGCUAGUGACUUUGGGAGGGCAAUGGGCGUGUUUUGCUCCGUCAUCUUCUUUGAUCCCCGCCAAGGUAAAAUGGAAGCGGCGGUGCACAUGCCAGUAGGCCAAGUUUUGCCAGGUGCUACUGAGCUUUAUUUGCAGCUAAGCCAGAUGUAA
This is a messenger RNA of Truncatella angustata, 477 nucleotides long. RefSeq lists its product as uncharacterized. Lineage: Eukaryota; Fungi; Ascomycota; Sordariomycetes; Amphisphaeriales; Sporocadaceae. The record is from RefSeq and is a predicted model, not a curated record. The transcript has a single exon. The coding region runs from base 1 to 477 and encodes 158 amino acids.